CUGAUACCAAAAGAUGGGAAAAGCAGCGUAUAUCUUUCUUCUCUUCUCUUUCUCUUCCUUUUUAGUAGCUCUAGCAGAGCAAUGUGGUACUCAAGCCGGUGGCGCCUUAUGUCCGGGUGGUCUUUGUUGUAGCCAGUAUGGUUGGUGUGGUACCACCUCUGACUACUGUGGAAAUGGCUGUCAAAGCCAAUGCCCCGGUGGUGGUGGUGGUGGUGGCGGUGGCGGUGGUGGUUGUGGUGAAGGUGGUGGUGGUGAUAUUGGUUCUCUCAUCAGUGAAUCCCUUUUUGAUGAAAUGCUUCUACAUCGAAAUGAUGGAGUUUGUCCUGGUAAUGGGUUCUACACUUACGAUGCUUUCGUUUCUUCCGCAAACUCCUGCGGCGGCUUCGCAACCACCGGCGAUGAUGAGACCCGUAAGGGGGAGAUUGCUGCUUUUUUGGCUCAAACUUCCCAUGAAACUACAGGGGGAUGGGCAACUGCACCUGGUGGCCCAUUUGCUUGGGGAUAUUGUUUUCUGAGGGAGGUAGGCAACCCUGGUGACUAUUGUGUAGCUAAUGCUCAAUGGCCGUGUGCUCCCGGUCAAAAGUAUUUUGGGCGUGGACCCAUCCAGAUUUCUUACAACUACAACUACGGCCAAGCAGGAGAAGCCCUAGGGUUGGACCUUCUCAACAAUCCAGACCUUGUUGCAACUGACCCAAAAAUUUCAUUCGAGACAGCAUUGUGGUUCUGGAUGACACCCCAAUCUCCAAAACCUUCAUGUCAUGAUGUUAUCACCGGCGUAUGGACACCCAGCGCUGCCGACAUCGCCGCCGGCCGUCUCCCCGGCUAUGGAACUACUACUAAUAUCAUCAAUGGAGGACUUGAAUGUGGAAGAGGUUAUGAUGAUAGGGUGGCUAAUCGUAUAGGAUUUUAUAAGAGGUACUGUGACAUGUUUGGAAUUGGCUAUGGUGACAAUCUAGACUGCUAUAACCAAGGCCCUUUUGGUUUUAGUCAUCAUUCUGCAUCUUAA
Telopea speciosissima is the source of this 1006-nucleotide messenger RNA. Its product is annotated as chitinase 9-like. Bases 14 to 1006 code for a protein of 330 amino acids. The transcript is spliced from 3 exons. The record is from RefSeq and is a predicted model, not a curated record. NCBI's taxonomy places the organism in Eukaryota, Viridiplantae, Streptophyta, Magnoliopsida, Proteales, Proteaceae. Gene Ontology annotation, molecular function: chitinase activity; chitin binding. Gene Ontology annotation, biological process: carbohydrate metabolic process; chitin catabolic process; cell wall macromolecule catabolic process.